GCAAAAAGGAAAUUGUAGCAUAUUCCUAAAAAAAUCUAUAAUUUCCGUUGAAGCUCUGACUAUCAAUCACCAACAACAACAGCUUGCGUCUUCUUCUACCGCUUACCAAGCAAGCAAGUGCCGCUCACUCACGCCCAAAUGUCUUCAUGCUGCGCCAGGUUUCGAUCUUCUACCAAUCCCAUUUCUCUUUUUCCCUUCUUAAGAAUAAGAUUAUACUCUCACUCUUCAUUCAAUUCAAAUAAUCUUGAUAAUGUUGUUUCUUCAUUCAAUCAUAUGCUUCAUAUGAAUCCCACUCCAUCGAUUAUUGAAUUUAACAAGAUAUUAGGUUCCCUUGUUAAGUCUAACAACAAUCAUUACCCUACUGCUAUUUCCCUUUUUCAUCAAUUGGAAUUUCAUGGAAUUACACCAAGUAUUGUUACUUUCAAUAUUCUCAUUAAUUGUUACUGCCUUCUUCGGGAAAUGGAUCUUGCCUUUUCUCUAUUCGGGAAGAUUCUUAAGGUGGGGUUUCACCCGGAUAUUGUAACCCUCACAACACUUAUCAAAGGUAUGUGUCUUAAUGGUAAGGUCAAGGAAGCUUUGCACUUUCACGAUCAUGUGAUUUCACUUGGAUUCCACUUGGACCAAGUUAGCUAUGGGACCUUGAUCAAUGGCUUGUGUAAAUUGGGAAAAACAACCGAAGCCUUACAAGUGUUGAGAAAGAUUGAUGGGAAAUUGGUUAACACUGAUGUGGUAAUGUAUAGCACAAUCAUUGAUUGUUUGUGUAAAGAUAAAUUGGUGACCGAGGCAUAUGUGUUAUAUUCUGAAAUGAUUACAAAGAGAAUUUCUCCCAAUGUUGUCACUUUCAAUUCUCUAAUUUAUGGAUUUUGCAUCGUUGGUCGACUGAAAGAAGCAUUUGGGUUGUUCCAUGAAAUGCUAUUGACAAACAUCCUCCCAGAUGUUUAUACUUUCAGCAUAUUGGUUGAUGGUCUAUGUAAGGAAGGAAAGAUCAAAGAAGCUAAAAAUGUGAUAGCUGUGAUGAUGAAAGAAGGUGUGAUACCGGAUGUUGUUACCUACGGUUCAUUAAUGGAUGGAUAUUGCCUAGUUAAUGAAGUAAAUAAAGCCAAACAUGUGUUAAGCCUGAUUUCUCGAAUGGGAGUGGCUCCUAAUGCUCAUAGCUAUACUACUAUGAUUAAUGGAUUCUGUAAGAAUAAAAUGGUCCAAGAAGCCUUUAGUCUCUUUAAUGAAAUGCGGUCCGUAGGAAUUGCUCCUGAUAAGGUAACUUACAGUUCUCUUAUUGAUGCUUUGUGCAAAUCAGGGAGAAUCUCUCAUGCAUGGGAGCUUCUUGAUCAGAUGCAUGAUAGAGGUCAACAUGCAAAUGUGAUCACUUACAAUUCCUUCUUACACGCUUUAUGUAAAAACCAUCAAGUUGACAAGGCAAUUGCAUUGGUCAAGAAAAUUAAAGAUCAGGGCAUUCAACCCAAUAUUAACACAUACAAUAUACUUAUCGAUGGACUAUGCAAAGAAGGAAGACUUGAGAUUGCACAAGUGAUUUUUCAGGAUCUUUUGAUUAAAGGCUAUAAGGUAACACUCUGGACAUAUACAAUUAUGAUUAAUGGUCUUUGUCUGGAGGGAUUGUUUGAUGAAGCUAUGACCCUACUGGAAAAAAUGGAAGACAAUGGUUGCAUUCCAAAUGCUGUAACUUAUGCAACAAUUAUCCAUGCUCUCUUUAAAAAUGAUGAGAAUGAUAAGGCAGAGAAACUUCUACGUGAAAUGAUUGCUCGCGGUCUACUGUCAACAACAACAGCUUGCGUCUUCUUCUACCGCUUACCAAGCAAGCAAGUGCCGCUCACUCACGCCCAAAUGUCUUCAUGCUGCGCCAGGUUUCGAUCUUCUACCAAUCCCAUUUCUCUUUUUCCCUUCUUAAGAAUAAGAUUAUACUCUCACUCUUCAUUCAAUUCAAAUAAUCUUGAUAAUGUUGUUUCUUCAUUCAAUCAUAUGCUUCAUAUGAAUCCCACUCCAUCGAUUAUUGAAUUUAACAAGAUAUUAGGUUCCCUUGUUAAGUCUAACAACAAUCAUUACCCUACUGCUAUUUCCCUUUUUCAUCAAUUGGAAUUUCAUGGAAUUACACCUGAUAUUUUUACUUUCAAUAUUCUCAUUAAUUGUUACUGCCAUCUUUGGGAUAUGGAUUUUGCCUUUUCUCUAUUCGGGAAGAUUCUCAAGGUUGGGUUUCAGCCGAAUACCAUUACCUUUAAUACUCUUAUCAAAGGUUUGUGUGUUAAUGGUAAGGUCAAGGAGGCUCUGCACUUUCACGAUCAUGUGAUUUCACUUGGAUUCCACUUGGACCAAGUUAGCUAUGGGACCUUGAUCAAUGGCUUGUCUAAAUUGGGAAAAACAACCGAAGCCUUACAAGUGUUGAGAAAGAUUGAUGGGAAAUUGGUUAACACUAAUGUUGUAAUGUAUAACACAAUCAUUGAUAGGUUGUGUAAAGAGAAAUUGGUGACUGAGGCUUAUGAGUUAUAUUCUCAAAUGAUUGUAAAGAAAGUUUCUCCUGAUGUUGUUACUUUGAGCUCUCUAAUAUAUGGAUUUUGCAUUGUUGGUCAACUGAAAAAAGCAUUUUGUUUGUUCCAUGAAAUGCUAUUGACAAACAUCCACCCAAAUGUUUAUACUUUUAAUAUAUUGGUUGAUGCUCUUUGUAAGGAAGGAAAGAUCAAAGAAGCUAAAAAUGUGAUAGCUGUGAUGAUGAAAGAAGGCGUGGAACCUGAUGCUGUUACAUAUAAUACAUUAAUGGAUGGGUAUUGCCUAGCUAAUGAAGUGAAUAAGGCAAAGAAUGUAUUCAACGUCAUAGGAAAAAGGAGAAUGACACCUAAUGUUUGCAGCUACAAUAUCAUUAUUAAUGGUUUAUGUAAGAUUAAAAUGGUUGAUGAAGCCUUGAAUCUCUUCACAGAAAUGCAUUGCAAACCCAAUACAGUAACUUACAACUCUCUAAUUGACGGUUUGUGCAAAUCAGGGAGAAUAUCUCAUGCAUGGGAGCUUCUUGAUCAGAUGCAUGAUAGAGGUCAACCUGCCGAUGUGAUCACUUACAAUUCCUUCUUACACGCUUUAUGUAAAAAUCAUCAAGUUGACAAGGCAAUUGCAUUGGUCAAGAAAAUUAAAGAUCAGGGCAUUCAACCCAAUAUUAACACAUACAGUAUACUUAUCGAUGGACUAUGCAAAGAAGGAAGACUUGAGAAUGCACAAGUGAUUUUUCAGGAUCUUUUGAUUAAAGGCUAUAAGGUAACACUCUGGACAUAUACUAUUAUGAUCAAUGGUCUUUGUUUAGAGGGCUUAUUUGAUGAAGCUGUGACCCUGCUGUCAAAAAUGGAAGACAAUGGUUGCAUUCCAGAUGCUGUAACUUAUGAAACAAUUAUCCGUGCUCUCUUUAAAAAUGAUGAGAAUGAUAAGGCAGAGAAAAUUCUACGUGAAAUGAUUGCUCGCGGUCUACUUUAAGAGAAAUGUAGCUAUGUUCAUUUUGUGAUGAGAAUGGUGUAGUUUUAGUUGAAAAUCAUGUCACAUUAUUUUCAUUUUGUUAUUAUAAUGAUCGAAAUGGUUGAUUGUUUUGAUUAUUGACUUAGUUAUAUUUUAUUUCCAAUGUGCAGUCAAUUUUCUUCAUAUUGUUGUAUGAUUUUUUUCAUUCAUUGGUCAUUCUGAAGUCCUGAGUUUUAAAU
Messenger RNA from Medicago truncatula (barrel medic), 3683 nucleotides. Its product is annotated as pentatricopeptide repeat-containing protein At1g12300, mitochondrial. The record is from RefSeq and is a predicted model, not a curated record. Gene Ontology annotation, molecular function: mRNA binding; protein binding. The coding region runs from base 139 to 3465 and encodes 1108 amino acids. The transcript has 2 exons. Gene Ontology annotation, cellular component: chloroplast. Lineage: Eukaryota; Viridiplantae; Streptophyta; Magnoliopsida; Fabales; Fabaceae.